AUGGAUGAGCAGCCGCGGCUGCGGCCCGGCUCCCGGCCCUCGCCCCGGCUCCCCGGCCCGGCCGCGGGGCCCCUCAGCCGUCCUGCCUUCCUUCCGGGCCGGCGCUUGAGAGUGGGGGGCGACUCUGGGGGCUGCCGCCCUCGCCCCGGGCUCCGGAAGAGCCCGGGCGGCCUCCGCGGCACCGGAUUUUUCCUGCCCGGGAAUCGCCUUAAUUCGGGUUGGCUCAGCAGUCCGCCCCCGGCUGCAAACCGCUCCAGCGAAAACAGCGAGGGCAGGCGGAGAGAACCAAGACGCUGCAACUUGUCCCUCAGGAUCCCGUCGCUGAAGGUCACAGCUGGAAAAGUCAGCGCGGGGGGCUCGCGGGGUCUGCAGUGCUGCAGCUUGGCCUGGGGUCUUCGGCCGCGUCUUUCCGGAGAGAGCUUCAAGUGUCGCGCCCAGAUCUGUGCGGCCUCCCUGGCUCGGGCCGACACCGCGGCCCCCGGAGCUUCUACCCUGGAUCGCUGCGGCCUGGAAGUGCCUGUCUUCCCGGGGCGGGAGAGGUGGGCCGCUGGACCAAGCUGGUGCGGAAGGUGUGAAAGUUACGUGGAUUUACUCUUUGUGAGAGGAGCUGGAAACUGUCCUGAGUGUGGCACUCCACUUAGAAAAAGCAACUUCAGGGUACAACUCUUUGAAGAUCCUACUGUUGAGGAAGUUGAGAUUCAGAAAAAAGUGCUAAAGAUAUACAAUAAAAGGGAAGAAGACUUUCCUAGUCUAAGAGAAUAUAAUGAUUUCCUGGAAGAAGUGGAAGAAAUUGUUUUCAACUUGACCAACAACGUGGAUUUGGACAACACCAAAAAGAAAAUGGAGAUAGACCAAAAGGAAAACAAAGAUGUCAUUCAGAAAAAUAAGUUAAAGCUGACUCGAGAACAGGAGGAAUUGGAAGAAGCUUUAGAGGUAGAACGACAGGAAAAUGAACAAAGAAGACUAUUUAUACAAAAAGAAGAACAACUGCAGCAGAUUCUAAAAAGGAAGAAUAAGAAGGCUUUUUUAGAUGAACUGGAGAGUUCUGAUCUCUCCAUUGCUCUACUUUUGGCUCAGCAUAAACACAGAUCUACCUAGUUGGAAAUGCAACUUGAGAAACCUAAACCUAUAAAACCAGUGACAUUUUCCACAGACAUCAAAAUGGGUCAACAUAUUUCAUUAGCACCCAUUCAAAAGCUUGAAGAAGCUCUAUAUGAACACCAACCACUGCAAAUAGAGACCUGUGGAUCACAAGUUCCUGAGCUUGAGAUGCUAGGAAGACUUGGGGCUUCCCUGGUGGAGAACAAGCAAGGCGGCCCUCAGAAAGCUGUCUUUCAGCGGCUGGGCAGGCUAGUGCAGCCCCAUGGCCCUUGA
Molecule: messenger RNA, 1374 nt
Organism: Balaenoptera ricei (Rice's whale)
Lineage: Eukaryota; Metazoa; Chordata; Mammalia; Artiodactyla; Balaenopteridae
Product: CDK-activating kinase assembly factor MAT1-like
Biological process (GO): nucleotide-excision repair; positive regulation of cyclin-dependent protein serine/threonine kinase activity; regulation of transcription by RNA polymerase II
Cellular component (GO): transcription factor TFIIH holo complex
Molecular function (GO): cyclin-dependent protein serine/threonine kinase activator activity
Source: RefSeq, a predicted model, not a curated record